AUGGGGGCUGGCGGGAAGGGGUGGACGGAGACGGCGACCCGGGUGGUGAAGACGGCCUGGUUCAUGGUGGUGAUGGUGGCGUCGCUGCUCGCCGCGUCGGCGCCCGUCGUGGUGGCCGCCGGCGACGUGGCCGUGGCGCUCUGGCUCGAGGCGAGCCUCGGCUGCCUGCGCUGCGGCGGGCUGCGGGACCACUUCCGGCACUACGCCUUCCGGAGCUCGCUCUUGGACAUACCGCUCGUCUCCGUCCUCCGAUCUCUCGUCAUCGCCUGUGUAUACCUUUUGUGCGAUACCUCUGGUCUUUCUCACGGCCCGUACCUUGGAACCACAACCUUCUGCUCCUUGGCUUCGCUGCUGAUCUUGCUGAUGAAGGCGUGCGUCUACAGUCCGGUGCAGGACAUUGGGCCUGAGCUCUCACCGUCAUUGGCGGAUCACAAGCUGAAUUUGAAGAAGCUGUGGGGAAUGCCUGUGCUGUUCUUGUCCUCCUUGGUCUUUGCUCUCGGCCAUGUUGUUGUUGCUUACAGAACAAGCUGCAGGGCUCGACGGAAGCUGCUUAUCCAUCGCAUUGACCCUGAAUCGAUUCUGGCAUACAAGAAUGCCUUCCCUGGAUGCUACAAGGUUCCUCGAUCACCCAAUCCACACAGUGGGAAACUUUAUUCAAGGAGUGAAAGUGAGACGAAGAGGAAAACUCUUGUCCAUGAUGACAGGGAUAUUCCAAUCAGUUUUCUUGCUGAUAGUGAUAGCAAGUUCAUUGCUUGCCAGGGGAUCACUGUACAUUACAAAGUGUCACGCCCAUCAACCUGUGUAUCUCCAGCUCCUGAAUCAUAUCCAGAAAUUAACCAUGAUGUACUUUCAUCAAGCAUUUCUCCUAGAAGACAGAGGCACGAAAGCCCGCCCUCAGCUACCUCUAGUACCCGGCGUCUUUUGAAUAGGAGCUAUAGUCAUCAGUAUCACCAAACCUCGCUCUAUGCCCCACUGUUGGUCGAACCAUUGACUUCUCCAACUUUGUUGGAUGGCAUGCCACUUCUGAACCUUGAUGAUGAGAGCUUACAGGUGUCUUUGAAACCUAUGGGCUUGGAUCUAGAGGCCGGAGAGCACGGGAAAUUUGCUGUUGUUCUGGUACAUGGAUUUGGAGGGGGAGUAUUUUCCUGGAGACAUGUUACUAAUUUGCUUGCUCGGCAAGUGGGUUGUACUGUGCUGGCCUUUGAUCGCCCUGGAUGGGGUUUAACAUCUCGACCUCGCAGAAAGGACUGGGAAGACAAGAAUUUGCCAAAUCCAUACGAGCUUGAGUCACAGGUUGAUCUUCUCAUUUCAUUUUGCUCAGACAUGGGCUUGCGCUCUGUGGUUUUAGUUGGCCAUGAUGAUGGUGGCUUGCUUGCACUAAGAACUGCAGAGAAGUUACAAGCGUCUAGAGAUCCUAGAGAGGUUGAAGUGAAGGGAGUUGUUCUUAUCGGUGUAAGCUUAUCAAGAGAAGUCAUUCCUGCAUUUGCUCGUAUACUCCUGCAUACCCCUCUGAGGAAAAAGCACAUGGUCCGCCCACUUCUACGUACUGAAAUCACUCAGGUGAUCAAUCGGCGAGCAUGGUUUGAUGCAACCAAGUUGACAACAGAUGUUCUGAACCUAUACAAGGCUCCACUAUUUGUUGAGGGCUGGGAUGAAGCACUACAUGAAGUAGGCCGCCUUUCAUUUUCUACUGUCCUAUCACCAAAAAGAGCAGCAGAGUUACUAAGAUCAGUGGAAGACCUCCCUGUUCUGGUGGUAGCAGGUUCCGAGGAUGUUCUUGUAUCUCUGAAGUCAGCGCAAAUCAUGGCUUCAAAACUUGUAAAUUCUAGGCUAGUAACAAUAUCAGGAUGUGGACACUUGCCACACGAAGAGUGUGCCAAGGCAUUGCUCUCGGCUCUUUCUCCGUUCAUCUCAAGAUUGGCAUCGUCAGACGAUUCAUUGCAAAGAUUGUAGUAGCAUACACCUGUCCCUCUUCCUUUCUGCUAUUUUUUUUUUGCCCUGUUACGCCCUCUCUCUAUAUUGAGUAGAUCACCUGUAGUUGGUGUGAGUUUGUGUGAGCAAUCGUUAGUUGCAAAGUAGUGGAGCCUGACCCAAAAUCUCGGGGGUCCUAGAGCUCCCCAAUUUUUUUGUUUGUCACAUGUAAUGGUGUCCCCGAAUUAUUUCAAUCAAGCAAGUUGAAUCUGUACAGCACAUGCUUGCUGUGUUCUGGUCCA
Molecule: messenger RNA, 2213 nt
Organism: Lolium rigidum
Lineage: Eukaryota; Viridiplantae; Streptophyta; Magnoliopsida; Poales; Poaceae
Exons: 7
Coding region: 1-1953 (650 amino acids)
Source: RefSeq, a predicted model, not a curated record